Molecule: messenger RNA, 3329 nt
Organism: Owenia fusiformis
Lineage: Eukaryota; Metazoa; Annelida; Polychaeta; Sabellida; Oweniidae
Source: the annotation of a GenBank genome assembly
AUGGAAGGAAAAAGGAAAGAAGGAAUUUCAGAUAGCAAGUCACUUGCUACAAAGUACCAAGUGUUGUUGACAGAGAAGAAUAAAGAUGGAGGUUUGACAGAGUUGAAGAUCGGGAUGGUGUUUAAAAUUCUAGAUGAACUAGUUCCAAAGCUAGGCAUCUAUACAGAGGUCAUCAAAAUGAUCAGAGAUGAUGUAUUUGAGGCAGCUUACAGUGACCAUCUUACCACCAGUAGCACAACAACAAUAGAUAGAAUACCAUUCUUCACUCUUGUCAGACGUAUCUAUGAUGAGAGAAAUGAAGAGGCAGAUAUACUCCAAGAACAACUUGAUGCUGUCAAAAAGAGGUUGUUUGACAAGCAGAAACAGUUUGAAGACUCCUUAGACAACAUAGCAAGUCUUGAACGUGACAUUGAAACAAAAGAUGCCACAAUCAGCAAUCUGAAACAAGAGAUCACUGACAAGAAUGUUGAGAUUGACAGACUAGAGGAGUCUUUAAGGAAUGAAAAAGAUGCUGCCUUCAACAUGGAGUACAACCUGAACUGUGAUCUAGAUGAUCUUAAAGAGGAUUUAACAGACACUAAGGGUGAAGUGUCAUUUUUGAAGCAGUACAAACAGGGCUAUGAUGAGCUACAUUAUGCAUUUCUGGACCAUGGGGAUGAUGACCAUAUUAGGAAAAAGAAGAAAGUUCCCGUUGUUGCAACCAGAAGGGCUCACCUUAUCAGUAACAUAGAGUCAGCCAGAAAGUUAGAGGAACAGCUGCUCACAGUGAUGAAUGCAACGAUUGAAGAGUUUGAGAGUUUCCUGGAACAACAUAAGAAUGGCCCUGCACCAGUUGAUGAGCUGGCUCCUGAUAUUUCAUACAGUGCCAUGGAUGAACAGGCAAAUAAGGCAGACCAACAGCUAGCAAUGAUGCAGGGCAGGUUCACUAAAUCAAUAGAUGAUCUGAACACAGAGUUGGAACUACUUAGACAACAUAGAACUAUGCUCAGUGAACAGUUACAGAUAAUGGAGGAGAAUAAACCAUCUGUCAGCAAAAAGAGGCGAGAGAAUAAAAAGAAAUUAUUAGAAAAACAACGAGAAGCCCUGGGAAGUCGUGGCAGUAUACGUAGUGAAUCUGUUGUGUCCGCUGACAUUGAUGAAGAUGAGGAGGACAAUGCUAAUAUGGACCCAUUCAUCCCUCAAGAACGUGUCUUCAGUAAAUAUGCUGCUAUGAUGUAUACAUCCCAUAAUGGAGCAAAAACAUUUCACGAAUUUAAGGAUGCCAAAUAUUGUGCUAGCUGUGGAGAAAAGACGGUUUUGUGCCCACACAAGAUAGUAGGAGCAGAUAAAAUAUUUGUCCUGCCACACAAUACAACACAUAUUAGGGUUACUAGGCCAAAGGUGAAGAUAAACCAACAACUGGUUGACAAUGCCUUGAGGCCACACCCAGGCUCCCCUGACACCAUCAUGGAGAUUGACAUCCCCCCAUCCACUGCUGACAGUAGGCAAGGACGACGUAAAGAUUCUAACACAGCCAUCAACAGUGCUAUCCCUGGAAGUGCACAACCCAGUAUACAGUCCUUACCUUAUGCUCCUUCUAGGGGGUCUCUCACAACCCCAAUGACCAAUGACUCAGACAGGGACCUGCCUUCUGCUGGAGCUGAUACUCAUAUGGUUAACUCAUUCCACAAACUAUGGGAUGAUUACAAAAACAGGACUGAAUUGGAGCGGACUAUUCCUAGGACAUUAUCUCUGGAUCGGACCAUGUCAUUGGUUGAACAGUUUUACGCUUGCCUUAUAUGGCAGGAUGAGUAUGCUCUGGAAGAUGAGGGAUUCUACUCGAUUUUGGAUAACCUUUAUAUGUUCAUGGGUGACCGUUACUUGAAACAAGACAUUGCAUAUCUUACCAGCCAUGACCUUAUUAGCAGUAUAGUGGAAAAUGCAGGGACAAGCAAGACAAUACAGAUCUUUGCCCAUGCUUUGGUGGGCAACCUUGAUGCUACAGUGCCACGUUACAUCCUCCUAAUGGCUGACUUUAUAGACUUGGUUGAGUGGAAGUCAGUUGAGGAUGUCAGAGCUUUUGCCUCAGUUGUAUACCCAUUUGCAUCUGAUGAUGAUUUAGAAACUCUGCAGAUGGGGUACACAUCAUUUAGCGAGAAUAAGAUCUCAAAACAGCUGGUCUGUGAAUACAUCAUGUAUAUUGUACUCAAGUAUAGAGAGCCACGUUUCUUAGAGAGUGAAGGCAGGCUGCUACAUCAUGCUGGACGAGAUGUGUCUGUAAUGACUGCUGCAGAAUACUCCGAUGCUAUGGAGAACAUCCUCCCAAUUCAUAAUGUGAAACUACGGCAACGUCUCUACAAGGAAACAGAGGCCCAUAUUAACAUGGAAGCUGAAGAGGGGAUGACAUGUGAAGGAGUCCCCGUCUUGAAAUUAUCACAAAUCACUAGCUACCUUGGACUGCUACAGUUGGUUCCUCUGGUCAAGGAAAAUCUUGUGUCCAAAGUAAUAGAAGCAAGAAUGAGAACCCAAAGUGGAGAGAGUAGAGGACAACACCAGCAUGAAUCAGCUCAAGUGAUAAGGGAUGAUUCUCAUCUGAUCACAAUGAGUACUGUAAAGGGACUGUCCUCCAAUCUAGCAAGACUACUGAGGCAGUCCAGAGCGGAGCGACAGGACAGCUGAUACUAACAACUUCCUGUAUGCGUAAGGAUAUACUGAGGGGACUAUAUUCAGUGGGCGUAAUGACAUUUUAUUGAAUCUAAGACUCAGAUCAACAUGCAUUGUUGACUCAUUUCCUUGGAUUGACAGUCAUACCGGAACUAAGUUGACCAGGUCUUCAAUUAUCAAAAACUCUGUAUCAAGAACUCUUGUAAAUGUUGAAUCCUGCUGGACAACUCUGGAAUUGGCCAUAUAUUUUUUGCUGCUGCUCAGUUAUUGUAAAAACUGAGAUUGAAGUCAGUGUUUGAUAUACUAUUUUGAGUCGGAAAUAUGAGUGAGGGUAACAUCAAGAAUUCCCGUAAACACUUAAGUGUACGUUCAUGAGUGCAUUUACAUGAUCUAAUCACUACCCAUCCUCAUUUUUUUAAAUAAAACAUACAUUUUCAUGUGUGGAUAAUUUAACUGGAAAAUGUUCACAUUUUGGAGGCACAAUUGUCCAAAACGUGUAAUUGUAAAAAAGUAGACCACAGGUGUUGAUUAAGAUAGUUAAAAAUUGUGUCAAGUUUGUCACAAAUAUUUUUUUGCAUUGUUAAGAAUCAUGAUUUAGAGGUCUCAUCCUUAUAUUGCUCAUUGUUCCAACCAUUAAUGUGAUUUGGGAUGCAACAAGCAUUUGACAUGUAUGAUAUUGGGACUAG